AUGAUUGCAACCCAAUCAGAAGAAAAACUUGGCAUAACCAUCCCAAAACCAUUGGUCAUUCAUUUCACUAAGGAGGAAAGUAUGAAUGCCCCCAGUGAUUUGAAGACUUUAAUAGUUCAGAUACCAAGCCCUUUUUCAUAUAAAGACAACAAAGUCGUACCUUGGAACUAUAAUGAAGAGGUACAUCUAGCUAAACAGAAGAACAAAGAUGUUUCUAGCUUUAAAACCACCGCUGUCACGAACGUUUCAGGAAUAGGAGGAAUGGCUAGAAACGGUCGGAUAUACUCCCCGGGAAAAUCACAAAGAGAAAUGAGAGUGGUGUUUGAGAAGGCAUACACAAAUAAAGAGGAAAAGAAAGUUGAAAAGGAGAAAGUAGAAAAUGAGGUUUCUAAUGAAAAAGCUCAGGAAUUUCUCCAAAUCAUCAAACAGAGUGAAUACAAAAUAGUUGACCAACUCAACCAUACUCCUACAAGGAUUUCAUUGUUAUCCCUAUUAAUGAAUUCUGAGUCCCACCGGAAGCUAUUGAUGAAAAUACUAAAUGAGGCUCAUGUUACUCACGACAUCACCGUUGACAAAUUUGGAGGCAUCAUAAAUAACAUCACAGCCAACAAUCACCUAACUUUCACAGAUGAUGAGUUGCCGACCGAAGGGAGAGGGCAUAAUAAAGCACUACACAUAUCAGUAAUGUGCCUCGACCAUAUAAUGUCAAGAGUCCUCAUUGACAAUGGCUCCUCACUGAAUGUCAUAUCCAAAUCAACAUUAGCAAAACUACCUUGUGAUGGUACAUAUAUGAGACCAAGUCCCAUGGUUGUUAGAGCUUUCGACGGGAGUCGCAGAGAAGUAAUGGGGGAAAUCGAUCUCCCAGUUCAAAUAGGCCCAGUCACAUUUGAAAUCACGUUUCACGUGAUGGAUAUUGUACCCGCUUAUAGUUGCUUAUUGGGUAGGCCAUGGAUCCAUUCUGCCGGUGUAGUGUCGUCAACCUUACACCAAAAGCUGAAGUAUAUGGUAAAUGACCAAUUGGUAAUCGUGUCGGGAGAAGGAGACUUGUUGGUGAGUAAUCUGUCCACCAUACCUUAUAUUGAGACGGCAGAAGACGCUCUAGAAACUGCAUUCCAAACACUAGAAAUCGUGGACACCGCUUAUGUCGAGACGACACCUAUAGAACCACAUAUGUCAAACAUUGCUAUUAUGGUGGCUAAGUUCAUGUUGAGCAGAGGACACCAUCCAUGGCACGAGUUGGGGAAGGAUGAAGAAGGGCUCAAAGAACCGGUGGAACUUCCUGAAAAUAGAGAUAAGUGGGGUUUAGGUUACAAACCCACCAGGGAUGACAAACGGAGAUUGGUCAAAGAGAAAAAAGAAAAAAGAUUAGCUCGAAUUGAAAAUCGAGAGCCAAGAAUCGAAAGGAUUUCCAUCUGUGACAUCCGACGGAGUUUACAAAGUGCAAGACCAACAAGUGAAAUCCAUAUUGCGGCAGCUGAAGAUGACAUGUUUGAUGGGGAUGCCAAUUGGAUUCGCCCGUGUGGUGUAGGGGCAGAAAUCAGGAAUUGUAAAGUAGUCAAGUCACCUAUGAUAUUUAAUGCAAUUCCAAUAUUUGGGAAUAGUUCAUUCACAGACGACUGUACUAAGAUCUCGUUGCAUAAUCUUAACCAUCUUGUUAGUCAAACAGAAAAAGAUAAUGAAGAAGAUUAUGAACCCCCUCUAGAUUUGUUAAGAGCGGUAGAACGGGAAACCCAGGGUAUCAUGCCCUUUAAGGAACCGAUAGAAAUUGUUAAUCUAGGGACUGAAGAAGGAAGGAAAGAAAUUAAGGUUGUCACCAUCUUAAAGAAAGAAGUAUAUCACAAACUAAUCCAACUCUUACAUGAAUACAAAGAUGUUUUUGCCUGGUCAUAUCAGGAUAUGCCUGGAUUGGAUACUAGCAUAGUGGAGCAUAAAUUGCCCUUAAAACCCGAUUCUUCUCCGGUGAAACAAAAAUUAAGGCGAAUGAAGCCUGAUAUGUCAUUAAAAAUCAGGGAAGAAAUACAAAAACAAUUUGACGCAGGAUUCCUCGUUGUGGCAAAUUAUCCCCAAUGGAUAGCCAAUAUUGUACCAGUGCCAAAAAAGGAUGGCAAAGUACGAAUGUGUGUCGAUUAUAGGGACCUUAAUAAAGCUAGUCCUAAAGAUGAUUUCCCGUUACGUCACAUCGAUAUUUUGGUUGAUAAUACGACUCGCCAUUCACUCUUCUCUUUUAUGGAUGGUUUCUUUGGGUAUAAUCAAAUUAAGAUGGCAGCUGAAGAUAUGGAAAAAACCACUUUCAUCACUCCUUGGGGAACAUUUUAUUACAAAGUAAUGUCUUUUGGUCUGAAGAACGCUGGAGCGACCUACCAAAGAGCUAUGGUAACCCUAUUCCAUGACAUGAUACAUAAAGAGGUCGAAGUUUAUGUACACGACAUGAUCGCUAAGUCACAAACAGAAGAAGAACAUAUUAUUGAUCUAAAGAAACUCUUCAAAAGACUUAGAAAGUUUAAGCUAAAGCUCAACCCCUCCAAAUGCACUUUUGGGGUGAGAUCGGGCAAAAUAUUGGGAUUUUUGGUUAGUCAGAGAGGAAUAGAGGUUGAUCCCGAUAAGAUUCGAGCCAUUGCAGAAAUGCCUCCCCCGAGUACAGAAAAAGAAGUUCGCGGUUUUCUUGGGAGACUAAAUUAUAUUUCAAGAUUUAUAUCACAACUAACUGCUACUUGUGAACCGAUAUUUAAACUUUUACGGAAAAAUCAAACAGUUGUGUGGAACCAAGAAUGUCAAAAUGCAUUUGAAAAAAUCCGACAGUAUUUGCAAAAUCCUCCAAUUCUAGCCCCACCAGUUCUGGGCCGACCCUUGAUUAUGUAUCUUACAGUCCUCGACGGGGCCAUGGGAUGCGUACUGGGGCAACAUGAUGAAACAGGAAAAAAGGAGCAUGCCAUUUAUUAUCUAAGUAAAAAAUUUACAGAUGUUGAAACAAGAUAUACAAUGUUAGAACGUACUUGUUGUGCCUUAGCCUGGGCGGCUCAUCGCUUGAGGCAAUACAUGCUUUGCCAUACAACUUAUUUGAUAUCCAAAAUGGAUCCAAUCAAGUACAUUUUUGAAAAGCCCGCUCUCACAAGGCGAAUUGCUCGAUGGCAGGUGAUGUUAUCAGAAUAUGAUAUUACAUAUGUUACUCAGAAAGCCAUCAAAGGGAGUGCAAUAGAAGAUUAUCUAGCUAAUCAACCUGUUGAUGAUUAUAAAUCAAUGCAAUGUGAAUUCCCAGACGAAAGUAUCAUGGUUUUGUCUGAAGAAUAUGAUGAUGGAAAAUGGACCUUGUUGUUCGACGGGGCCUCAAACAUAAUGGGGCAUGGGAUUGGGGUUGUUUUAAUAUCUCCAAAAAAGAAGUUCAUACCUAUCACGGCGCGAUUGUGUUUUGACUGUACCAAUAAUAUGGUAGAAUAUGAAGCUUGCGCCAUGGGAGUUUUGGCAGCUUUGGAAUCAAAAGCAAAAGUUCUAGAAGUAUAUGGAGAUUCAGCCCUAGUCAUUAAUCAGCUUAACCAAGAAUGGGAAACUCGAGAUAAGAAGUUAAUACCUUAUUUUACCUACAUAAAAGAAUUGUCUUUAGAAUUUGACAAAAUCACGUUUCACCAUGUCCCUCGAGAAGACAAUCAAUUGGCUGAUGCUUUGGCUACUUUAUCAUCUAUGUUCCAAAUAAAUCGAAACGAUGAAAUCCCAUCAAUUAAAAUGGAGAGUCGAGAUUAUCCAGCCUACUGCCAUGUCAUGGAAGAAGAAACUGACGGAAAACCGUGGUAUCACGACAUCAAACAUUAUCUUAUAAAUAGAGAAUAUCCUCCCGGAAUAUCGGAGAAUGAGAAAAGAACUUUGAGACGGUUAUCCGCGAGUUUUUUUGUGAACGAAAAUAUUUUGUAUAAGAGGAAUCACGAUAUGGUACUCCUUAGAUGUGUUGAUGUUAAUGAGGCGAAGGAAAUUCUACAAGAUAUCCAUGAUGGCUCUUAUGGGAUCCAUAUGAAUAGACACGCCAUGUCUAGAAAGAUUCUUCGGGCCGGAUAUUAUUGGCUCACCCUAGAAAAAGAUUGUUAUAAUUAUGUAAAGAAAUGUUAUAAAUGUCAAAUAUAUGCUGAUAAUAUCCACGCCCCACCAGUGCCCCUGAACACCCUUUCAGCGCCCUGGCCAUUCUCAAUGUGGGGCAUAGACGUCAUCGGAAUGAUCGAACCGAAAGCAUCAAAUGGACAUCGCUUCAUCUUGGUGGCAAUUGAUUACUUUACCAAGUGGGUAGAGGCAGCUUCAUACGCCAAUGUAACCAAAAAUGUGGUAGUCAAAUUUAUAAAAAGGGAAUUAAUAUGUCGUUAUGGUCUACCAAGCAAGAUCAUUACUGACAAUGCCACAAAAACCAAAAAUGUGGUAGUCAAAUUUAUAAAAAGGGAAUUAAUAUGUCGUUAUGGUCUACCAAGCAAGAUCAUUACUAACAAUGCCACAAAUCUAAAUAACAAAAUGAUGGAUGAAUUGUGUGCCACCUUUAAAUAUGGAAUGCUUACUGAGUAA
Molecule: messenger RNA, 4536 nt
Organism: Cicer arietinum (chickpea)
Lineage: Eukaryota; Viridiplantae; Streptophyta; Magnoliopsida; Fabales; Fabaceae
Source: RefSeq, a predicted model, not a curated record